Molecule: messenger RNA, 6846 nt
Organism: Zeugodacus cucurbitae (melon fly)
Lineage: Eukaryota; Metazoa; Arthropoda; Insecta; Diptera; Tephritidae
Gene: Ih
Exons: 17
Coding region: 1032-5507 (1491 amino acids)
Biological process (GO): transmembrane transport; potassium ion transport
Cellular component (GO): membrane
Molecular function (GO): voltage-gated potassium channel activity
Source: RefSeq, a predicted model, not a curated record
ACUUACAGUGGGGAGUCCGUAUUGAAUAGUUCAGGUCAAAGUGAAAGUAAAAGACUAAUCAAAUCAAAGUUUUGAUUGAAUAAUUCUCCUAAACCGUUAAAGUGUUACAUAAAAAAUAGAGACAAUUUAUAGCGGAUUUCCAAAUAGUUUUAUUGUCGCAGAGUAGCUACGAAAAAUAGUUAUAAAUUAAAGUAAAACCACGUACCUGUUUCAAAUUUCAAAAACGUUACAACAAAAAAUAUAAAUUACAAAUAAAUUAAUAUUAAAUAAAAUAAAAAUAAAUCGCCACGCCUCGUAUUAAACGGACAGCCUAACUACAAAUUUUGAAAAAAUUACAAAUCUAAAUCUACGAAAUGCCAAGAGCAGUUAUUUAAUACGCAUGAAAUACGAAAAAGUGUGAAAGAUAAAAAUGUGGUUUGCAGUGUUUCGGAAAUGCGAAAUAGGGAGCAUGCGAACAACACAAGUUAUAUAAUUAUUACAGUGCCGCUUAUGCUGCAGCUUUUGUUACCACACGAAAUGUACGUUCAGUGCUCGAACUGUAACUGUAACUGCAACUGCUUUACUACUUUUGGCAAAACACUUAAAUACUAAAUGUAAACGAAUAAGCAACUACAACAACAACGAAAACUUCUUAUAUCACACUACACCCAGGAGGCGCCUAAGGACUACGGCACGCAGCACGGUUAAAAAGUGAAAGUGCAAAGUUGAAUGAAAUCAGGUGCAUCAGCGACACCACCACCAACCGAUCAGCCACUUACCCACCACCACACUACCAACGAGCGUGUGGAGCUACAUGAGGUGAACUCCUGCCUCGACGCUCGUACAAAAUAAACGGACUUCAAAAUGUGCAUUAACAUUUGUAUUUGUUUCCGCAUGUUUUGUGUUAAAACCGUAAAACUUUCGACAACGCAAUUUGAACAGUAAACGAGUGGAAAACUGUUGUGAAAGGUAUGGUGAGAGACAACUGCAUGGGCAGUGUGAGCAGUGUCCCGCUUACCGAACGUUCACGCUGAGCAUCUUGUGGAGAUAAAAUGCACGUUAAACAUACUCAGCGCAGAGUUAGUGGACCUGGAGCAUUUGGAACAUCCAAUAAUCAAUGCGAUAGCAGAGAAAACUUGAACAGCGAUCAACAACAGCAGCAGACCCCGUAUCAACAACAUCAGCAGCGUCUGUAUCAGCAACAGCAGCAGCAGCAGCAUCGACAGCAACAACAUUCACAUCCGCAUUUAUUGCGACAGUCUCUGAUCAACCUUACGAGCGCGCACAACAUCUCCAAUAAUAUCGGUGUUUCGAACGUAUCCGAGCAGAGCACUUCAAGCAACAGAAACGGUGCGGUCGCGCCAUCGUCGUCGUCCCUUAACCACCCCAACACCAACACCAGCACCAACGCUAACGCUAACAGCAAUACCAAUACCAAUAUCAGUAGCAAGACCACCAAGCCAAACACAAACACAAGCCCAUUACACAAAUUCAUCUCCUGCAGUUGUGAAUCACUGAAAUGUGCCGCAUCAGCUGUUGCGGCCAAGACAUCGAAGAAGCGUACGGGUCACAGUCCUGGUGAUCCCGACAGCGAAUCAUUGAUCGACAGCCACAACGCCGAUUAUACUGAUUACAACGUUGUUUACUUGAGUACCGGCCGCAGCGGACACAGUGCGGGCUGUAUCAGCAGCAGCAUUAGUGGUGGGGGUGGUGAUGAUCAGCGUUCUUUGCAGAGCGAGUAUCUGUCAAGUCGUAUUAGCGGCGUUUCUAAGCAGCAUUCGUACGACAGCAGUUGUAGCGGGCAGCUGCAAGGUCUGACCUUAACCGCUAGGGAUCGUCACAGUGAUACUGAACAACAGCACCAACAACAACAUUUGGACUGUAUUGCCAAUUCGACGCGUGUGCCAAACAGUCCCAUCAGUUGCACCAACAGUAACUACAGCAAUCAAAGUAAUCUCAGUGCAGGCACAGGAGCGGGAGCCGGAGACGGAGGAGGUGUAAGUGGUGGUGGUGGAGGCGACGUUGUCGGGGAAGGUGACGGUAGUCCGUCUACCAUUUGUGACGCAUAUAAGAAUUACCCGCAUUACGCGACCACCAAUAGUAAUAGCACAAGUUAUGGCAACGAUUUCAAUGACGACUUCAAGCAUAUAGUCGUCCAGAAUUUCAGCAAUUCCGAUCCAAUAAGACGUUAUAACACCCUAAGCGGUGAAAGUGGCAGCGGCGGCGACGGUGCCGCCAGCAUCAACGACACAUCAGACACUCACUGUUCACCCCUGAAGCCACAUUACAGCGAUUGUAAUAUAUAUGCGAAGCAGCAAGCUGAAUAUUUUUCGAAUUUAAAGAGUGAUUUUGAUCAGCACCCGCAGCACGGCGAUAAACAGCAGUUAGUAAAUAAGACAUAUAUCUUCAAAUGUCUCGCUAAUAGCCCUUCAUUCCUCAGAUCCAAUAAGAUCAAGGAACAAUCGAAGAAGCUACGCAAUUUGUCGCUGAAGAAUCGUACGGCUAAAAAGAAAGGGCAAAUUAUAAGCAAAUCGAAUGCGGUUUCUGAUAAUUCCCUUCAUCCAGGAGAUAAAUACCUCAAUUUAUAUCUAGUCGAGAAGAAAAAUUCCCAACAACACUUGCAGCAAUAUCAAUAUCAACAUCAACCGCAGCAGCAGCAACAACAACAACAACAACAACCGCAACCAGGGCAAUUUGAAACGACUGGCAGUGGAACGGAUUCACGGCCGAUCGCAGUGAGUCGACAGCCACAACAGCAACCGCCAGAGCAACAGCCCGUAGUUGCAGCGCUUAGUAGAAAUCUGCAACAGCAACAGUGCCUCGUUAACGGUUCGGUGCGUACGCAUCCCACAUAUCGACAGCAGUCUUCAAUUAAGCGCGCUUCGAAAGAUUAUAGCGCCACACUCACGCCAACACCAUCGACGCACAGGAAUCAAAAAGUCGCCGCUAACAACCAUAAAAGCUGCAAUCUGAACAGCAACGGCAACAAGCUAAGUGUUAGCACGAAUUCGUGCAACAAACUGCACGUGGCCGCUGCGGGUACCCAUCCCUAUGCCACAUCGCCCAAAAGUUCGCUAUCGAGUAAUGGACAUUUGAACAAAUAUUGCCUGACGGACAUAAGUCGGCGACGGAAGGCGGCGUUUAAUCGACAACUAAGCGCCCCAACUGAUUAUACGCAUUCUUCCACUAACGGUAACGGGCACAGCGGCUCACAUUCAGCCAACGAGGGCGCUUGCGAGUCGACAUCGACCGUAGCCAGUGCAGGCGUGGGCUCGGCGACGGCCAAGACGUCCGUAUCGCUGCAGAAUUCCGUUCUAAUAAAACCAACAUCCACGUCCAAUUCGUGCACGAACAGUUUCAAUCGGCGGCACAUUAAGCGCCAGAAGAAUAACAAAUUGAAUGAGAGAUUAAUUCAUGGAGACAGUGAGGAAUCUGUACGCUGUUCAUAUUGCUCCGUUUUGAAUGAGAACGAUUUACGUAUAUCUUUCGAAAAUACCUGCACCGAUUCUCUAGUAACAGCAUUCGAUGAUGAGGCUUUAUUAAUAUGCGACCAAGGAAACGAAAUGGCAAGAACAAAGGUUCAUUUUGAUGACGUGUCGUUAUACGGGACUCCGAAAGAGGAGCCAAUGCCUUCCAUCCCCGUCGUUUCGGAAAAAGUUUCUGCGAAUUUCCUAAAAAGUCAAUUGCAAUCAUGGUUUCAACCGACAGACAAUCGGUUGGCUAUGAAACUAUUCGGCAGCCGGAAAGCGCUAGUCAAAGAAAGAAUUCGCCAAAAGACUUCCGGACACUGGGUUAUUCAUCCUUGUAGUUCAUUCAGAUUUUAUUGGGACCUUUGUAUGCUUUUAUUAUUAGUAGCAAAUCUUAUAAUCCUGCCAGUCGCAAUAUCAUUCUUUAACGAUGAUCUGAGCACAAGAUGGAUUGCCUUCAACUGCCUAAGUGAUACAAUUUUUUUAAUAGAUAUUGUAGUCAAUUUUAGAACAGGUAUAAUGCAGCAAGACAAUGCAGAACAGGUUAUACUGGACCCUAAGCUUAUAGCCAAGCAUUAUUUAAAAACAUGGUUUUUUCUGGAUCUAAUCUCUUCGAUCCCACUUGACUACAUUUUUCUGAUUUUCAAUCAAGAUUUCUCCGAUUCCUUUCAAAUACUUCAUGCCGGACGUGCGCUACGUAUUCUACGUCUAGCUAAGUUACUUUCUCUGGUUCGAUUGCUGCGUCUAUCAAGGCUUGUCCGAUAUGUCUCGCAAUGGGAGGAGGUAUAUAUUCUGCAGAAUCUGCAAAAAAAAAGUGCUGAUCGAAGAGGGAGAAUGCAUAGAAAAGACAAAGAUGGCUUGACUAAAAGCAACCUCAUUUUGAAGUUCCUUAAUAUGGCAUCAGUCUUUAUGAGGAUCUUCAAUCUGAUCUGCAUGAUGCUACUUAUCGGCCAUUGGAGCGGCUGUUUGCAAUUUUUAGUGCCAAUGCUACAAGGUUUUCCAUCGAACUCAUGGGUAUCAAUUAACGAAUUGCAGGAGUCAUAUUGGCUAGAGCAGUAUUCGUGGGCUUUAUUUAAGGCGAUGUCGCAUAUGCUGUGCAUAGGCUAUGGCAGAUUCCCACCGCAGUCAUUGACUGAUAUGUGGCUGACAAUGCUCUCGAUGAUAUCAGGUGCAACUUGUUAUGCGCUCUUCUUAGGUCAUGCGACCAAUUUGAUACAGAGCUUGGAUUCGAGCAGGCGGCAAUAUCGCGAAAAGGUAAAACAGGUGGAGGAAUACAUGGCCUAUCGGAAGCUACCACGUGAUAUGCGCCAAAGAAUUACCGAGUACUUCGAGCAUCGAUAUCAAGGAAAAUUUUUCGACGAAGAAUGUAUACUUGGGGAACUAAGUGAAAAGCUGCGAGAGGAUGUAAUCAAUUACAACUGUAGAUCCCUCGUUGCGUCUGUGCCUUUUUUUGCAAAUGCUGAUUCAAACUUUGUUUCUGAUGUUGUAACGAAACUGAAAUAUGAAGUUUUUCAACCCGGUGAUAUUAUUAUAAAGGAAGGUACGAUUGGCACAAAAAUGUAUUUCAUUCAGGAAGGCGUUGUUGAUAUUGUUAUGGCGAACGGAGAGGUUGCGACUUCACUUUCCGAUGGCUCAUAUUUCGGUGAAAUCUGCCUACUGACGAACGCAAGGAGAGUGGCCAGUGUACGCGCGGAAACGUAUUGCAAUUUAUUUUCUUUAAGUGUGGAUCACUUCAAUUGUGUUUUGGAUCAAUAUCCAUUGAUGCGCAAAACUAUGGAAACAGUUGCUGCAGAGCGCUUAAACAAAAUCGGAAAAAAUCCAAAUAUUAUGCAACAAAAAGAUGAGCAAAUUAGUAAUCCGGAAUCAAAUACUAUAACCGCAGUGGUGAAUGCGCUAGCUGCGGAGGCAGACGACUGCAAGGACGACGAUAUUGAUAUCAAGGAGAAUUUGCUUCAUGGAUCGGAGUCUAGUUUCACGGGGCCAGUACAAACGAUACGAGAAGGGUUGCCGAGACCCAGAAGCGGCGAGUUUCGCGCUCUCUUUGAAGGAAAUACCCCAUGACACUGAAGCCUGGAGCGAAUUGGUGCAUAGCAAGAACAAAUAAUGCAAUAACAACAAUUGCAUUUGCAAUACCGAGGGCGAAUACGGCGAGCAACAAUAUGAUAGAGCAUCGGAGGGAUGUACAUACAUACACACAACCAUAUUACGUGAAUGAUCACACAACAACAACAAAGAGAAACACUUGAACAUAUUGUUAAUGUGUACUCAUACUCGUUAUGAUGCAACUAAUGUCCUCAGCAAUUAAUCAUAAUUUCAGCUCCGCUAACUGUGAUGACUUUAAUAAUAAGAAUCGAAAUUUGAAAACUGGUGAACUAACUCUACUACAUACAUACAAAGCUCAUACAUACACGCAUGAAAUUAACUUAAUACAUACAUACAUAUAAUGAAUCGACAAAACCCAUGAUAAUUAAAAUUAAAUAAAAUGUAGUAAAUUAAUGAAAACCAAAUAUAUAUAUAAAUAUGUAUAUCUAUAGAAUACAAAUAACUCGCUAGUGUACAGGUUAUUUAAGAAAAACCAAACAAACGACGACGAUGGCGACUCGAAGAGACUUCAAACUACACUAUAGAAUUAUAAAUAAAUUUGAAAAAAAAAAAUAAAUAAAAUUAAAAUAAAUUAGAAUCAUAAACCAAAAAGGCAUUAAACAACCCUACCUACCACACCAUGCAAACAAAGCAAGUUGCAUGUGUAGACACGCUGCAUUACAAUUAUUAUUACUGUUAAAGCCGUAACAAAACUUAUAAGUUACAUUAAUUUACACAAGGACAUUGAAAUAUAUAGUAGAUAAAACGCAGCCUGAGCAAGGAAACAAAAAGACCCAAAAAAGCAAGGAAAAUAUACAUACAUAUAAAUAGAAUUAAAAAUAGUGUGAUCAACUAGUGACAUACAAACAUACCAAAAACAAUACAUCCUACCUAUAUGCAUUCAGGCAAUAAAAGAAACCAACCAACCCAAAACUAAAAAAAAAAACAACUACCAUGCAUCCAUGCAUACACGAAUGCAUACCAAUACAUAUACACUACCUGAAGCAAAUAAAUAAUUAUAAUAAAAAUGAAAACGAAAAAAAAUCGCAUUCAUUCAAAUUAAAACAGUACAUUGAAUGUAGAGAAAUGUUGUCUUUUUAUAGCAAGCUGUUAUAUUUUUUUAGUUAAAUCGUAAUAUUGCAAGUUGUAUUUGUUUAAACUAAGAUCAGAGCGAAGUACUCACAACAACUAAACUCAAAGAAAUUAAGGACAAAUGUUGGGCAUAUGAAAGCACAAAGAGACAAAUUAAUGAGUAUCUUAGUAUUUUAUUACACGUAAACUAAUAAAACCAGAAGGACAACGUUUGCCUUGAAACGAA